Messenger RNA from Rotaria sordida, 6795 nucleotides. Lineage: Eukaryota; Metazoa; Rotifera; Eurotatoria; Philodinida; Philodinidae. The record is from the annotation of a GenBank genome assembly.
AUGACUGAUGAAAUUCAAAAAGUUAAAAUAGAUAUAGCUUUAAAUCAUGCAAUCAUAUUUGUUGGUACAGAUGUAUCUAUUUAUACAACAAACGAUGAAAAAGAUGUUUUCUAUUGGAAAGGAUUAUUAAAAGAUGGACUUGAAGGAUGUUACCAGUCGGGAUGGAUCAGUGACAAGGAAUUUGAGGAUUUCAAUAACAAGUUCGACAGUGACACAGCAGAUAUUGAUGAUUAUUUGCUUGCUAUCAAUCGAAUUAAGUUUUGUUUCAAAAUAGAAAGUGAUGAAUAUCCAACAUGGUUAAGAGAAAUAGUAGGAAAAUUAUCAGCUAAAAAACCGGAACUUAUUAAAGCUAUAGGGGAAUUAGGAUGUCCAAUUCUAACAACUAAUUAUGAUUUACUUCUUGAAGAUAUACUUGAAAAAAAGCCAUUAACUUGGAAUAAAUAUUAUAUUAAUAAUAUCGAUGAUUCGUUGGAGAAUCUAAAAAAUUAUAUUCUACAUGUACAUGAAGAUUUCGAAGAAUCAAAUAGUAUAAUUCUCAGUAGUAACAAUUAUAAUGAAAUUCGUGAAAAUGAAUUUGAACAAUCAAAAUUGAGAACACUUCUGGAAACAAAAACUUUGUUAUUCAUUGGAUAUGGUGCUGGAAUGUCUGAUCCAAGUUUUUCAAAUUUAUUGAAAUGGAUAUUUCAUAUAACAGAUAAGAAAUCAUUAUCAAUUUAUAAAUUUAUUAAAUCAAAUAAAAAUAAAAUGUUUAAUCAACUAUCAAAUGUUUCAUUUUUAGAGAAUAUUAAAGAAAUUCAAUUUGGUAAUACUUUCGAAGAUUUAUUACAAUUUAUAAAAAAUCUCAAAUCAUUUACACCACUAAUACAUAAAAGUUUAUCAUUGACAAACAAAAAAGAGAAUAUUCGCGAAAAAUAUUUAAAUUAUCUUAUUAAUGAAUAUGGACAUGUAUCAAUAUUUGGAUUUUCUAAUAUUAACAUUAAUUUGCCUUUGCAAAGCGUUUAUGUUGAAUUAAAAUUUGAUCCAACACAUCCAUCGAUUAAAGCAAUGAAAAUGCUCGAAAUUAAUGAAGAAUUUAAACGUAAACUUUUAUCUCCUGGUUUUUUUAAUGAAAAUGAAAGAAAACAACUAAAUAGAGCUAUCUUGGAAACAAAUGCAUCCAAUCCUGAUACUAUCUAUAAAGACUUCAUGAUUGAUCAAUGGUUAAAUGUAUUAUUAAAUAAUAAAAAUAUAUUUACUAUAAAUGAAGUAAAUGCUAUCAAAAAUAAAUUGAAUCAAUUAAAACAAAGUAUUUUAGAAAAAAAUAACCUUAAAGAAGCAAAACAGUAUCAAAUUCAACAAGUAUAUUAUAAAUUUAAGCAUUUUAUAAUUUUAGGUAAUCCUGGUUCAGGUAAAACUACUUUAUCAAAAUGGUUAAUAAUAAAUAUGGCUAAGCAAUGCUUAGGUAAGAAAAAUAUGUUAUUUGAUAAUAAUUGUUCUAUCAAAAAUAAAAUACCAAUUCUUAUUCCAAUAUGGAAAUAUAUUGAUCAAUUAAAAGAAAAUUCAAAUAAACAAAAACAAACAUUACUUCAAUAUAUCUAUGAAAAUAUUAAUACACUUAAUUCAACAUAUUUCAAUGAUGAAGAACGAAAAGAACUAUCAUCUUUCAUCAUAGAAUCAUUAUUAGAAGGAAAUAUUUUAGUUAUUUUUGAAGGAUUAGAUGAAGUUCCUAUUCACAUAGAUCGAUCGGAUUUAAUGAAAGAAAUAAAUACAUUAUUGGAACGAGGAAUAGAUUAUGAUAUAAAAUCUAAUAAACUUAUUUAUUCAACUUAUGAACAAAAAGAAAUAAAUAAUACUAAAGAUCCAACUAUUGGAAAUCGAUUUAUUGUAACAAGUCGUAUUGAAGGAAAUUAUUUUGAAGAGAUCAAUUUUUAUAUUCCAAGAUUAACUAUUGAAGACAUGACAAAUGAUGCUCUAAAAUUAUUUUGUAGUUCAUAUAUGGAAUGUAUUCAAAAUAUUUCUAUUAAAAAUGGAAGACAUAUUAAAGAACAUAAAAUAGAUCAAUUAUAUAAUAAUAUUACGAAAAAUAAAGAUAUUUUUCAAUUAGCAAUCAAUCCACAAUUAGCUAGUAUAAUUGUUUCAGUUUAUUAUCAAUAUGGCGAUAAAUUGCCCGAGAAAAGAAUUGAUUUAUAUGAAAAAGCUAUCGAACAGAUAAUAGAACGAUUAGUUAUUUGUAAUAUUAAUUCUCCAACAUAUUAUGUAAGUCAAGAGCUUGAAUUAAAUACUAUUAUAUUAUGGUCAAUAAUGCAAGAUAUAGCUGAAUAUCUACAUAGUAAAGUUGAAGGACUAUCAGAAAAUAUUUUAAAAAAAAUAAUAAGAAAAUGUUUAUUUGAUUAUCAAAAACAAUCAUCAAAAAAUUCUAAACUAAAUAUUGAUGAUUUAAUUUUAAAUCUUAUAGAUAUUUUUAAAUAUCAAGCAGGUUUAUUCAAUGAAUUUGGUCAUAAUAGUUUUCGAUUUAUACAUCGUACAUUUCAAGAAUAUCUUGCAGCUAAAAGUAUUAUUUAUUCUUAUGGUAUUAAACGAUCUGAAGAUAUCAUUUAUGAAAAUAUUAAAAAUAAAAUUGGUAAUCCUAAUUGGAGAGUACCUCUCAGUAUGACAUUUGGAUUAUUAAGUAAAUCAAUUCAACAUAAUGAAUUAUUUAACAAUAUUAUUAUACGAUUGUUAAAAGAUGAACAAGAUUCAUCUAAUACACUUCUAGUAUCAUUUGUUAUUAUUGAUUCAUUAAACGAUAUGUACUUUUCAUUAAAAGAAAUAGAAUAUGAAUUGAUUAAAAAAUUAGCAGAUAUGUUAUUGUUGGAUUAUGAAAAUAUAUCUGGUUUUUCAAGAUUAAAAGAACAUCAAGAAUUAAUUGAAUCAUAUUUUUUGAAAUUGAAAAAAAAAUAUGAUUGUACAAUGACAGAAUGGUUCAUUGAAAAGAUAAAUAAUGAAGAAAAUAUUGCUGCAUGUGCCAAUAUUAUAUAUCAACUUAAAUGGUAUAAUUCAAUAUUUCAUGAAAUAUUUCUAAAGAAUUUACACAAUGAUUCUAUCAAUUGGAAUUGGUCAAUCGAUUCAAUUUUACGAUUUUAUUCAAAUGAUAUUAAAAAUAAAGCAAUUUUAACUCAAUUAAAAUUUAAAAAUGAAAUCAAUAAAAAUCCCAAAAUUAUUAAAUAUAUUAUAAAGAAUAAUGAUUGGUUACAAUAUUAUGAAAUAGCUCAAUUUCUUGAUUUAAGUGAUAAUCAAAGGGCACCAUUUAUAUUUUAUUAUCAAGAAGUUUGGGAUAGAAAUGAUCCAGCCUAUAGUAUGGCUGUACAUCUUGAUACAGUUGUGCCUACACAUCAUUGGAACGAAAAACCAAUAUUUAACAAAAAUGAAAUCUAUAAAGAAUCAUUUUUGACAACCAAGAUUUUAGAAUUACUCAAUGAAGAAAAAUCUACAACAGAUUUAAAAGAAGAAUUACGAAAACAAUUAAAUAUUCAAAAUUUGAAUACAAAUGAAAAAAUGGAUACAUACAUCGCAUUAAUCAUUUUAGGAGAUUUUGAUUUUAUAAAUAUUCUUAUAAAAGAAGAAGAAGAAAUGUUUAUAAAAUAUUUUACUAACAGAAUAGAACAAUUAAUUUAUAUUUUAAAAGAUCCAAUCGCAAGAUGGUCGUCAUAUAUUUCAAAAUAUUUACUUGCAAUUUAUAAUAGCAUAAAAGUCAAUCAAUUGAAAUUCAAUCUUAAUUUUUCUGAUUAUUGCAAAAUAUAUUUAUCUUUAAUAGCUAAUAGUGGAGGAUUACCAAUCGACACUAGCGAACUAGCUGAAGCUAUGGAUAACAGUGAAAAUAAAUAUAGUCUAUAUGCAGAAUAUUUUGCCUUCAAAUGUACUGGCUUUUUUGAUAAUUUCCGAUAUAAUAUUGCUGUUAUAUCAGAUACGUUUAAGGAUGCAGGAAAAAUCGAUCAAAUUAUGGAAUCAUUUUUAAAAAUUAGUGAUACAAUUCAGAUUUAUAGACCGAUUCGAGCAUAUCCAUGGCCUACAGAUAUAUUUACUUUUAAGUUAAUUUAUGAAGAUGAUAUACCAAUAGCAUUUUUCAAUUGUUUGGAGAACAUCAAUACAAACGUACCAUAUCUAGUGGAUAGCGUUUCUGAGAUCUUCUUUAGGGAAGGAUAUUUCAAUAGAAAUCCGGAAUUGAUUCCAUUAGUUAUAUUAUUACACUUUGGAAUUAUGUCGAAAGAUUUAGAUAGAUUUAAGAUCUACAAGAAUUUACUACCUGAAUUAGUUGAUAAGUCAGAUCUUAAAGAUUUUCUAUUUGAAAAAAUUCAAUCAAUGUGUAAUCCCUACUAUAAAUCGAGAGCAUUAUAUCAAUUAGCUGAAUUUUAUGAUGAAAAAAGUUAUGAACUAUUAAAUGAAUCUUUUACAUUAACAAAACAUAUUCAAGAGCCAACUUUAAAAUUUCAAGUUUUGGAAAAGAUCUUUAGUAUUGUUCAUUAUAAAGAACUACAAUAUAAAUUAUUCAUUCAACAAAUAGUCAACGAAUUAGUUUUAACAUUUGAUAAUAUUAAAGAUCUUUAUAAUCAAUUUAUUGCAUCUAUAAGAUUAUCAUUUUAUGGAUCAGGAGAAUUUCGAAAAAAAUAUUUAACAAAUGCUAUAGAAAUACUUACUAAAAUGGAUGAAGAUGAUAAUAAACUUAAAUUAAUUAUUAAAUUAAAACCAUUAAUUAAUAUUUACGAUGAUCUUCAAAUCAAGCUGAAUGAAAUUAUAGAAACUCUCAAAAAUAAAAUACAUAAUUAUUUUAUCAAUUCUUAUUAUGGAAGAAUAUUAUUUACUGAAAUAUUACCUGUUCAUAUUUCAAAUUUAAGUUUAGAUAUAAGUCAAAAUUUAGAAAAUGAAAAUAGUAACAAGAAAAUUGUAGAUAUUUCAGAUUAUACGGAGCUUCAAGCUUUAUUUUUAUUAUUCGCACAAUUGAAUGACAUAAAAUUAGUAAUUAAUAAAACAGAGAAUACAGAUCAAUUAUGGAUUAAUCUUUUUAAAGAUACUAAUAAUCAGUCAAAUAUUGAAGAGAUAUUAAACAUUGGUUUACGUAAUGAAAUAUUUUUGACACCACAAGUAGCAAUUAUUAUCGAUGAAUUAAUAGAAAAAAGAAAAGAAGAUAUUAUUUCAAUUAUUUUUCCAUAUAUUAUAAAACCAUCAAAUGAAGUAUUACCUAUUGUUCAUCGAUGGUUUACUGAUUACAAUAAUAAUCAAAUUAAAAAAUUAUCAGCUCUUUUACUUGCAGAAGCAAAACAUAUUUUUGAACCAGCAAUUGAUACAAUUAUUGAUUUACUAAAAAUCGAUAAUGAUCAAAUGAGAUAUAGAGCUCAACGAAUUUUUCAACAUCCAGAAAGAAAUCCCAAAGAACCUAAUAAGAGAAUAUCUGUAAUAAGUGAAAAAACAUUGAUGAAAAUUCUUAAAAAUAUACUGGUAAAAGAGCAACUUCCACGAGUUCGAGCUUAUAUUGCUAGCUUUUUCUAUGAUUUAUUAUGGGAUGAUCCGACAGUUUUUCGCAACUUAUAUAAAAAUAUAAAUCAAUCGGAAGAUAGAAACUCUACCAGCAGAAGAAGAAUGGACUUUUUCAGUAGGAUUCAUUUCAUAAAUGAUCCUACUUGGAAUUCAAUAAUGGGAACAUUAGAAUCAUCGCUAGAUCCAUCGUAUAUAGAAGAACUACUCUACUCAACAAUGUUAUUAAUGCAGUAUAAUCAAAUUACACAAGAAAAAUGGCUCGAAUUUGCAAGAAUACUAUCAGUUACAGACACAAGUCAAUUUAGAGAAAAAUUAUUCUUUGUAUAUACAGAUGUAGAAAGAAUAGAAUUUAUUAUUGAUAACAUUUACGCAUUAACAAAUAUUAAUGAUGAAACAUUUUUUGAAAUUCUUGAAUCAAAAAUAAUUAACGAAAUAUCUAUCAAAGUUGAAAAUCUUGCACAAAAUACUUAUAAUGAAAUGAAACGUAUAGGUAGAUGUAACUUUUAUGUCUCAAAUAACUUAAAUAAAACAAUAUUAAAUAUAUUAAAUAAUAUUUCAAUAAACAUUAUUCUUAUGGAAAAUUUAAUUAAAUGGUUAAUAUUACAAAUGACAAAUUUUAAAGGUUUUAAUGAUACUAUAUUUUCUUUGACAUUAUGUGAAAAUUUAUUAUCUUUAGUUUCUGCUUGUGUUCAAAAGGAAGAUUAUUUGUAUCGAAAAAUAAUAAAUUCUUCAAAUUUUAAUAAAAUUCAAAUAAUUAUACUUUUAGAAAAAAUGCUUAAUUAUCAUCCAUAUUUUCCAGCAAGAGGCAAUGCUUUCAUAUUACUUUCAGCAAUGGAUCAAUCUGAUCACAAAGUAAUCAUAAACGCCAUGAACACAUUACUUGAUGAAAAUGUUGUGAAAGAAUAUUCUGUAAUUGGAAUUCCUUUAAUACAUUUAUUACCAAAUGCAUUUAUCGAUGAUUUACUAGAAUCUUUAAAAAAUGAAAGUGCUAUUAAAGCUUAUGAAAUAUUAAAAAUUUUCAUAGAAUUAGCUUUAAAUGAAAAAAUAGAUGCAGACAGUAAAACAAAGAUAAUAAAAUAUUUAGUAAACGAAAUUGGCCAAUUAAAAUCAAAGAAGCCUAUUAAUUAUUACUAUACGGAAAUAAAAAUUCCCUUUACAACAACAUUAGAAAAUGAACUAUAUAAAGCAUGGAUUAAAAUACAAGGGUUAUCUGGUAAAACACAAUUCUAUCUUUUCACACAUUCUACUAUAAAACAAAUUCGAACUCAAAUAAAACAUUUUAUUAUAUUUCAUUUGAUUGAAUAA